This is a messenger RNA of Rhipicephalus sanguineus (brown dog tick), 3043 nucleotides long. RefSeq names its product neprilysin-1. Gene Ontology annotation, biological process: protein processing. Gene Ontology annotation, cellular component: plasma membrane. Gene Ontology annotation, molecular function: metalloendopeptidase activity. Lineage: Eukaryota; Metazoa; Arthropoda; Arachnida; Ixodida; Ixodidae. The record is from RefSeq and is a predicted model, not a curated record. The coding region runs from base 338 to 2593 and encodes 751 amino acids. The transcript has 22 exons.
CGUUGUUUAGUGUCCGCCGCCCCUUCGUAAGAAGCCUGCUCGUUCCGGGAUCGUGUUUGUGUUCCGUUACGGCGCUCGAUCCUUUCGAGCGAGUGGUUGGCGCCGCAGCUUUCGGAGCGCGGUUUCUUUGAGCGCCGAGCUCAGUCGAGAGAAGGACCACAGAGGCACCGUGGCGCUGAGACGGUCAACGUUUGCCGAGGUGACUGCCGGAGUCGUCGCCGCUCGAAGCGGAAGAGGAGCCUCUUCCAAAGUGCCGCGGACAGAGCGUUUUUGUCGACGGUGAGACGGCAGUGCUGGAACAGAAAGUGUCGUCGCCAGCGGCAAGCUCGAAGUCAUCAUGGACACCAAAAAACCGGAGGAGAUUGGUGGCCGUUCCUGGUGGAACCGACGGACAAAGAUGGAACGGUGCCUGCUAGUCAGCGUUGGGUUCCUCACCGUCAUCGCCAUCGUGCUCAUCGCGACCACAACGCUGGCCAUGGCCAGGCCGAAAGCUUUGAAAAGAGGAAGCCAGGAGCUAUCGACAGAGGUGUGCAACUCGACGGUAUGUCAUGAGCGAGCACAACUGAUUCUGCAGUCGAUGGAUGAGAGCGUCGACCCGUGUCAAGAUUUCUACGGUUACGUGUGCAACAACUGGAUGCGAAACAACCCAAUACCGGACGAACGGGCCAGGUUCAGCAAGUUUGAUAGACUACGGCUGAAGGUUCUUCAUCAACUCAGAGACAUUCUGGAGAAGGCGCCAUACAAGGUGGAGGACCAGAACGUCACCGACCAAGUGGUGCUUGCCUAUCACUGCUGUACCAAUGAAUCCAUAAGCGAGGAAACCAAGUACGCUGCCUUGCGUACCAUGCUCAGCAGCGUCGGCAUCCACGAUUGGCCCCGGCCCGUGGGCUGGCUGGAGGCGCCAUCUUGGGAGGAGCUGUUCGUCCAAGCGUACACCAAGACCGGACUCAGUUUCAUCAUGGCCACCGGUGUGGGCGUUGAUCUCAAGAACACUUCCGUCUACGUCAUCAGCUUCGAUCAACCCGGCUUCGGAAUCGGCCGAAACCAGCUGAUCAACAUGACAACACCCAACAACGAGCCCAUCGUCAGGGCGUACAAGACGUACAUGGCGGGGUCGAUACGCUUCAUGCAACCCAGUCUCAGUGAUAGCGCAGUCGACGCCGUCGUAGAGGACAUCGUCAACUUUGAAUCUCAACUGGCCAGGCGCACCAGGUCUCCCGAAGACCGACGAGUAUUCGACACCAUGUACAACCGCCGGACGGUUGCCAACUUGAGUGCCGAGUUCCCGCAGGUGGACUGGCUAACCAUACUGAACCGAAUCUUCGAGCCGAUCAACCUUACAAUGACAGAGGAAGAGGACGUUGUCAUGAGGGAACCGGAAUACUACAACUCCACGCUCGACUUUCUCAAGACUGUCGAAGGGGCCACAAUCUACAACUACGUCGGAUGGCGACUAAUGCAGAACUUCGGGCCAACUUCGUCGAAGCUGCUGCGUAAGUUGGAAUUCGAGUUCGUGCGGGUGGUGCAGGGAGUGGAGAAGAUUCUGCCGAUAUGGCAGCGAUGUAUCGGCAGCAUCAGCGCCAUACUUGACCACCCGAUGGGCAGGCUCUACAUCGACAGGGAGUUCAGUCCGCAAGCGAAGGAAGACAUGGACUCACUCGUCGCUGAUCUGAAGGUUGCCUUCAGCGCCCUCCUCCAGCAAAAUGAUUGGAUGGAUGAUUACACCAAGGAGCAAGCUGCCAACAAGCUGAAUGCCAUAGUCGACAACAUUGGUUACCCGACUUGGCUAAAGAACAACACACACCUCAACAGCCGCUAUGACAUUAUUAAGCCGAUCAUACCAGGAACUCCUUUCCUGAACGUCUACUUAAACGUCCGGUAUAACGGCAUGGUCAAGAGGCUUGAGAAACUCCGGACGACAUUCAACAGGAGUGAGGAAUACGUUGGAUCGGCAGUCGUGAAUGCCUUCUACAAUCGUGUGGCCAAUUCCAUAGCUUUUCCAGCGGGAAUCCUUCAGAGUCCGUUCUAUGGCUACGGCCUGCCUCCCUCCGUAAACAUGGGUGCCAUUGGUUCUAUCAUCGGGCAUGAAAUCACUCACGGUUUUGACGACGCAGGUAGCCAAUUCGACUUCGAAGGCAACCUCCGAAACUGGUGGACGCACGACACCAGGAACAAGUUCCUCAAACGCGCCCACUGCUUCAUAAACCAGUACGGCAGCAUCGUCGAUCCGCAAGCAGGCAUGAGCCUCAAUGGAAUCAACACGCAAGGAGAGAACAUCGCUGACAACGGUGGCAUUCGGGAAGCAUUCCGGGCAUACCGAAUCAGCCUAGCAAAACUGGGAAAGCCGAACGGCGUUGCUCUACCCGGACUCGAGCACUUCACCAGCGACCAGAUGUUUUUCAUCUCUACAGCAACAGCAUGGUGCACCAACAUGAGAACUCAAGAACUGAAAAACGACAUCCAGUACGAUACACACAGUCCAUCGAAAUACAGGAUUAACAUCCCAAUGGGCAAUCUGGUCGAGUUCUCGCACGCAUUUGGAUGCCCCGAAGGAACGCCUAUGAACCUGACUCACAAGUGCAUCUUGUGGUGAUCCGCUCUGGUCACUCGCAAUCCGUGGCUGCACUUCGGGGAUCCGGACGGCUCUUGCUUCCAAGACCACGCGGAUCCACUCCAACGCAUAAGGAAAACCGAGCCGUCAUACGAAGCGACAGGGGAAGAAGAACGAGAAAGGAAAAUCCCCGCCCGCUUCUUCAUCAAACCAUCUUUGUCUCUCCGCAAGUGUGGAUCCCCCUCCCGUAGCUUCGUACCACAAUCGAACGCAUUAACUCUCUUGUACAUACGCGUUUUCUUGCUUUCAUUCAAGAAUACUUCAUGUCGAAACCGCGUGUUUACCGAAGCUACGUUGGAAGGACGACAUCGGAGAAAAGAUGGCAACGAGGAAAAAAGAAACGUCAUCGUCUCGCGAAUGGUCUUUUAUUUCUCAAUGACGUUCUUUUUGUAAAAAAAAGAAAGAUGGCUGUACAGUAUGACUGCCUUUUUU